This is a messenger RNA of Salvia miltiorrhiza (redroot sage), 462 nucleotides long. RefSeq lists its product as uncharacterized. The coding region runs from base 1 to 462 and encodes 153 amino acids. The record is from RefSeq and is a predicted model, not a curated record. Lineage: Eukaryota; Viridiplantae; Streptophyta; Magnoliopsida; Lamiales; Lamiaceae. The transcript has 3 exons.
AUGCCUUAUCUAGAGGCUAAAAGAAGUGGCACAAAUUCAGAAAAUGAGGACUCAGAUAGUUCAAUAUUUGAGGUGGAGCUCCUGCAGAAUAAGGCUGACUCAGAUGUUCAAGUACCUGAGAAUGGACAUGAACUAGAUGAGAGUGAAAUUAGUUUUGUGGACUCAGAGUUUGUAGAAAAUUUAGACUCUAGGAAGUCACAGAUUGGAAAUUUGUUCAACUUGUUUGGGUGUGCUAUAAGUUGGAAAUCUCGCCUGCUGCAAUCAGUUUUUGCUCUAUCAAUUACCGAGGCAGAAUAUAUGGGGCUAACAGAAGCUGUGAAAGAAGUCAUGUGGCUUAAGGGAUUGUUGGAGAAUUGGAGUGCAACUGGGGAAGACACAGUGAGCAAAAAGAUUGUUCAGGUUUUGAAGGUCUCGAUAGAUGACAAUGUGGAUAACAAGCUAAAUAAGGCACUACCUGGAUAA